ACGGAAAGAAGAAGCAGAAGAGUCAAAAAUAAAAAAAUACUGCAAGCAAUUGUACCCGGCUCGUCAUAUAAUACCAACAUAAUACAUACAUAGAAAAGAAAAGCUUCACGCACGCAUACAUACAUAGCAACACACACACAUACACAUAAAUAUAUAAACAGCAGCGAUCGCGUCAAGUGAAUCAACAUCAAAAUCAUCGUCUCGCAGUCUCUCUCUCUCAGUAGUGAGCACAACGUGAAAGCUCAUACUCCCAGCAACAACAAGAACAACAACCAAGACUCUCUUUCGGCCUCAACAUGCAGAGCGACUUUCACAGAAUGAAGAACUUUGCCAACCCCAAGUCCAUGUUCAAAAGCAGCACUGGCGCUGCCAACAGCGAUCAGGUGAACACAGUAGCACCUGGACGCCCAGAGUCGACUCCAGCUGCUGCUGAUGUUGCUGCCACUGCCACAGUGGCUGAAAAUGUUGAGGAGCCAAAGGCAACCACUGAACAGCAGUCGGAUGGAGAUGCUGCAGUGCGCACCGAGCAUUUGUUUAAACACCCGCUGCAAAACACAUGGACACUGUGGUAUUUGGAGAACGAUCGCACCAAAUCUUGGGAGGAUAUGCAAAACGAAAUUACCAGCUUCGAUACAGUAGAGGACUUUUGGAGUCUAUACAACCACAUUAAGCCCCCAUCUGAGAUCAAAUUGGGCAGCGAUUACUCACUCUUCAAAAAGAGCAUACGUCCGAUGUGGGAGGAUGCUGCCAAUAAGCAGGGUGGUCGCUGGGUGAUCACUCUGAACAAAAGCUCCAAGAACGAUUUGGACAACUUGUGGCUCGAUGUGCUGCUUUGUUUGAUUGGCGAGGCUUUCGAUCAUUCCGAUCAGAUUUGCGGUGCUGUUGUCAAUAUUCGCGGCAAGAGCAACAAGAUUUCUAUUUGGACCGCCAAUGGUAACAAUGAAGAAGCCGCUCUGGAAAUUGGACACAAGUUACGUGAUGCUCUACGUCUGGGACGCCAGAAUAUGUUGCAAUAUCAGCUACACAAGGACACAAUGGUCAAGCAGGGCUCCAGUGUCAAAUCGAUCUACACUUUGUAAACUUACGGAACUUUGCAACAGUUUUAGCUAUUUGUGUUGCCUUUAUUACUGGUUAUAGCCGUUCAAUCGUAAUACUGUAAAAGACCCAAAAACAAGAAAACGAAAAACCCCCUUGUUAUCAGAAAACGGCGAAAAUUAUCAAUCGCUUGCUUUUUGUAGUCAGUGUCAUGGAUUAUGCGAAAAAUAUAUAAAAAAUAAAGUUUAAAAAUGUGAAUUUUAA
Molecule: messenger RNA, 1299 nt
Organism: Drosophila innubila
Lineage: Eukaryota; Metazoa; Arthropoda; Insecta; Diptera; Drosophilidae
Gene: eIF4E1
Product: eukaryotic translation initiation factor 4E1
Exons: 5
Coding region: 297-1079 (260 amino acids)
Biological process (GO): translational initiation
Cellular component (GO): eukaryotic translation initiation factor 4F complex; cytoplasm
Molecular function (GO): translation initiation factor activity; RNA 7-methylguanosine cap binding
Source: RefSeq, a predicted model, not a curated record